ACACGUCUGUCCAAAACAGAAGCCUUUCCACACAACAUUUAUAUUCAAAUCCGCUUAGCGCUUUUUUAAAUGAAAAGCCUACGCGUUUCCCCAUUUUCUUUCAUUUUCAUUAUCCUCAAACUUUAAAGUUAGUGAGUAACUCACACACGCAGAGGAGUUUUGGAUGUUCAAAUGGGGGAGGUGAGGAAGCUGCAGAAGAAGUUGAGGCAGAUUGAGAAUCUGGAAAUCAAAAUCAAUCUCCUUCCCGAGGAAAGAUUUAAGAUCUCCAGGAAGGAGGAGUUGCGGCGCAGAUUGGCGGAGAUUCAGCCGCAGCCCUGUGGCCCGCAGCGAGCUCCAGAGAACCGACAGGCAGACAUGAAAAGAGCAGGGGAGGACACCCCUGAGGGCCUUCCAUCACAAGCGCCCCCAGCCUCAAAGAUCCUGAGGCCAGGGACAGGAGGGUCAGCGGCGACGGCUCAGCGACAACUGAGGGCACCGCAUGUCGCGCCAGUGUCACAUGAAGGACAAGACGCGUCUGAGGAGCGACAACCAGCACAAGAAGACAAAGAGCUGACAUCUUUGAAAACAUGUUGGCAGAAAGCAAAGUUUCGCUUGAGACUGUUGGAGGGUCACAAUGACAUCAUCACUUGUGUGCUUGCGGUUGACAACCUGGUGGUUUCUGGAAGCCGCGAUACCACUGUCAAGGUGUGGCACGUUCCCACGGCGACGGAGCACAAGAACCUCGGGGGUCACGCCGGUGGGGUCACCUGCCUGUCUGCCCCUCCGCCCGUGUACUGCAAGAAGCUGGCCUGGUUGCUGUCGUUGUCAGACGAUGAGAGGUUUAUAUUGAGCGGCUCGGCAGACUGCAACGUCAAGAUCUGGGCCCUGAGCGUUGGCCAGUGUGUGAAGUCUAUCUACACGUUCAACGCUGUGACGGCGCUUUGCUUUGUGCCUGAGGGCGACGGCUACAUCGUCACAGGAUCAGACGGGGGCAAGGUUCAAGCCUGGAGCUGGCGAGCUUUGGAUAACUGCCAAUCAAUCAACGCGCACCAGGAAGCAGUCACCUCCAUUCAGGCUCAGGGACCGCUGGUGUUUAGCGGCUCGUCCGACGGCGCGGUGUCCGUGUGGGAAAACCGCUGUAGUGAGCGAGACCCCCUGAAACGGCUGCACUACUGGAACGGUCAGGUGACCGGCUGCGGAGGGGGGCGUCUUGUCCUCAGCCCCCGGGGGGACCGAGUGCUGAUGGCCUACGGACGGGCCUGGAUUAAGAUACUGCACUGGACUACGGGAACCGUAUCCAGACUGACCAAUCACGGCAGUGUCACUGGUGUGACAGAUUGCGUCCACCAGACUGCCGGCCUCCUAAUUAGCUCCUGCUACGACGUGGGCAACGGCGAGAGCGCGCUCAAUCUAUUCUGUCUCCCUCAAUGUCACUACCUGGCCUCGCUGACCUGGCCCCUAGCCCCAAGAAUCCUUUGCUUUGCCGCGUGGACCACAGGGAGCGGCGACCACCGCUGGGUCAGCGGCGGGCGCGACCUCGUCGUAUGGGAGCAGCUCCCCAACUCCGGCAAGCAGAGGGGUGAUAUAACGGUGAAGAGAGACGUCCGCCUAGAAUCGCCACUGGAGUCCGAGGGGGACACAGAAGAUGAUGAAGAGACCGAUGAACACCUUGAUGAUGACGAGGACGACGACGACGCGCGAGGAGGAGAGGAGGAGGGCUCGGGGGCAGCCGGUUCGUGGUUACGUUGCCUUCUCCAGUGAGGAGCCGCGAUGGAGAGAGAGAAGUCACGAAGGCUCAAUUUACAAGUGACACAAUUCACAUAUUGGGAGCUUUCAAGUAGCACAAUUGGGAUGUGAGUCAUGAUGGCGUAAAAAGGAAAAACUGUCUCCUCUGAAUAUGGAUACUAUUCUCAUUUGUGAUCUGCGGAACGGAUUUACUGUACAGCCUGGAUGCCAGCUUGACGUCAUCCAAAGGCACCGUUUGGACAAAUAAAUGACUCUUAAAGCUCUUGCUGUAAAUGUCAUCUACAGCAAAAGCCUGGGCUAUAAAAUAUACUUUAAAUAUGCUACAUUAGAGGCAUAGCCACCAUUAAAUAAGCAAUUUAAUGUCAAGUAGAGUAAUGUGGAUGUUACACUCCUUUAAAUUAAUGAGGAGAAGUGACAGCCCAAGCCAACUAAAUGCUGGGGAAUGUUAGAGUGGCUGCUUUUAUUUAAACGUGUAAAACAGAACGGAACAUAGGAAAAGAGAUGAAAUAGGAAGUA
Corythoichthys intestinalis (scribbled pipefish) is the source of this 2241-nucleotide messenger RNA. RefSeq lists its product as uncharacterized. Gene Ontology annotation, molecular function: protein binding. The coding region runs from base 172 to 1740 and encodes 522 amino acids. The transcript has 13 exons. The record is from RefSeq and is a predicted model, not a curated record. Lineage: Eukaryota; Metazoa; Chordata; Actinopteri; Syngnathiformes; Syngnathidae.